Messenger RNA from Penaeus chinensis, 3418 nucleotides. RefSeq names its product sialin-like (gene MFS3). The record is from RefSeq and is a predicted model, not a curated record. NCBI's taxonomy places the organism in Eukaryota, Metazoa, Arthropoda, Malacostraca, Decapoda, Penaeidae. Gene Ontology annotation, biological process: transmembrane transport; monoatomic anion transport. Gene Ontology annotation, molecular function: transmembrane transporter activity.
AAAUCGUCCCGGCGCGAUGGGUGAUGGCGGUGCUCGGCUGCGUCGGGUUCAUGAUCGUCUACGGCCUGAAGGUUAACCUCAGCGUCGCCAUCAUCGCCAUGGUGAAUCACACGGCGGUGGCUGAGAUGGGCGGCCACCACGGCGACGAGGCCGAGGAGCACCACGGGGGCGGCAACGGCACCCUCAACGAGUGCGGCGUCGAGGAGAAGAAGGAGACGCUGGAGGACGGACCCUUCGCGUGGGACGACAACAUUCAAGGACUGAUUCUCGCGGCUUACUUCUACGGUUACAUCUUCACUCAGGUUCCUGGCGGUUGGGUAGCCGAGAAGUUCAGCGCAAAGCACGUGUUCGGUGUCGGAGCUCUUUUGAAUGCCCUGUGUGCCCUGCUGUGCCCCCUCGCCUCCAAAGCCUCAUACAUUGUCCUGGUCGCCCUUAGGAUAGUCAUGGGUAUUGCUGGGGGUGUAACGCUUCCGGGCAUGCACGUUCUUAUCGCCAGCUGGGCACCACCUCAGGAAAGGAGUAAAAUCGCUUCUACUAUUUAUGCCGGCAUGACUCUGGGCACAUUGGUUUGCAUGCCCUUCUCCGGUCUGCUUGCCUCUGAACUCGGUUGGGAAUCUGUCUUCUACAUUCAAGGCGGACUUUCUCUCCUGUGGUACAUCCUGUGGCUGAUAUUCGUUUAUGAUUCCCCGGCCAAACACCCAAGGAUCUCGCGGGCCGAAAGGCGCUUCAUUGAGGAAUCCAUCGGCACUUGUUCCAAGUCUGAGAAACCCCCAAUCCCGUGGAAGAGCGUGUGGACCUCUAUGCCCGUGUGGGCCAUCAUCGUUGCCCAUACCUGCAGCAACUGGGGCUGGUAUAUGCUUCUCGUCAAGCUGCCCACCUACAUGCGCUACAUUCUCAAAUUCGAUAUCAAAGCUAACGCAGGGCUAUCAGCUGUACCGUUCUUGUGCAUGUGGAUCUUCACUAUGCUCAACGCUAACAUCCUGGACUUGCUCCGUUCCAAGGGCCUCAUCACUACAACGUUUGCUCGAAAGUUCUCGACUUUCGUUGCUUCCGUCCUGCCUGCUAUCUGCCUGGUUUCCGUGACAUACGUGGGCUGCAACACAGACCUCGCGGUGGCCCUGCUCACCCUGGGCACCAUGUUCAUCGGCGGGAUGUAUUCCGGCUUCCUCUCCAACCACAUUGACAUCGCCCCGCCCUACGCCGGGACGCUCAUGGGCAUCACGAACACCUUUGCCACCGUCCCUGGCAUCGUCGUCCCUUCCUUUGUGGGAUACAUGACCCAUGGCAACCAAACCGUGGAGGCCUGGCGAGUCAUCUUCUUCAUCACGCUGGGCAUCUUCGGGCUGGAGGCCGUGUUCUUCUCGAUCUUCGGGUCGGGCGAGGAGCAGCCGUGGGUGAGGCCCAAACCCAAGCCGGGCGACCCCGAGCAGAUGAGGCUCAACGAGGCCUAAGGAGGUGCAGUCACGAAGGCUAAACCUCACGGGAUCAAACAACGCACCAUUAAAGAAAGUGGAGAUCUGAAUGAAGUGAAAGAGGCGAGGAAGAGAGAGAACGAGAGAUAAAUAGGGAAGGACGAAGGGUCUCAUCUCAAGGCUAUGAUUGGGCAUGUUGCGUCCUGAUUUGGGUCCUCUCGCAGAAUAAACAACACAAAUAGAUAUAAUCGAGAAAUCAUGCACCUAGAAAGUUACAGAUGAACUGAGGUACAUGACAAAUGGGGCAGCCAGAAGUAAUUGGCCCAUGGCAGUUGCUGAGAAGAGGAUGUAGUCACGAUGCUCUUGUGUGGUUCCAGUAUCAGCCUGUGACUUUUUCUCAAAUUUAGAAGAUAAGUAUAUAUAUUAUAUAAAUAACUGAGUGAACUGUUUGAAGGAGCAAAAAAGACAAUGAAAGAGCCCAAGGUUCGUAAACACUUAUGAGACAAUUACAGAAAUGGAUCGACUAUUCUAGAAGCAAAUGAAAUUACAUGAUGUGCCCUUUCGUUCACCAAUAAGGUUUAAGUAAUAUAUAUGAUUAAUAAUGAUGAGAAAGUAACCAUCCUGUAUAAAAUAUGCAAUACUGUUCCGCAUAUUCUCAUGCAGGUCUUUUGAGAGACCUAACAGGAUUUGCUUAAACGUCUAUUAUAAGUAAAUUCAAAGCAUGAAGUAGAAGAAAGCUACUUUACAGCUAACGGCUUUAUAAUCCAGUUAUUUUCUUUGUUAGCUUUCUGAAGGGUUUGUUGGUAAAUUUAACUGUUAAAUUGAUAUAUUUUCAACUGCCUUCCUAUUCAAUAUAGAUAUAUCCAAUAUAAAGAGUAGUCAUAUUGUGAAUAUGCAAUGAAUGGAAUUCAGUUCAUCUGGGAUUUCGUUGUAAUUGUUCGUCUGGAGACUGUUCUACGUUCUGUGAAUGCAAAUGAAUGCUAUGUGUUCAGAUUUGUUUAAGGAAUAUAUACAUUUUUAUCUAUUAGUUUAGGAAUAACGACCAUCAAUGGAAAUGUUGAUGUUGUCGCUUUACACAAUUAUACAUUCAUACGUCGAUCUGCAUAAAUAGCUGUGUAUUUAUAGUAUAUCAUCAUGUUAACACGUCGCAUAGCAAGUAGUUGUGUAUUCAUAAUGUACAAUGUAAACUUGCCAUAUGUAUCAUAUUUACAUAUUGCAAAAAACGGAAUACUGAAAAGAGUUAUUUUUCCACGGAUAUUUAUUUUAAAUCUAUAUCUACUGAAGAGAUUCCUCUGUAGCAAGAUAAUUAUUUUAUAACACUGUACAAGUGAGGUUCUGAAAAAAAUACCAUAUAGCAGACCGUCAUAAUUAUGUAAUAUGAAUAGAAGAACUAAAUAGUAAUUCAUGCUGUAUGCACUGCAAAGUUCCUUGGCUUUAUUCUGUUAUUAAGAAAUGCCAAACAAAUUCAAACGGUAUCGCAAAAACUAAUGGGGUGAAUUAAUUUAUGAUAUAAUAGGCCUUCGUCGGUAUAAUACAGUGUGCGUACGCAGCUUUGUUCUGGCCGUCCUCCGAAAGCCUUCAGACCAGAGGUUCCCAAAUUGAUGUGCACAUAUCCUUUGGAGUAAGGGAAGGAAUUUCCUUGGGGUACUCGACUUGCUUCUUAUGCUUAUUUUUCUGUUAUAUCCAAUUUAAAGGAUUAAUCUAUCUUAUUUCAGGAUCUUGUUAGUUUUGCAAGAUUCAAUAACAUUUUAGAAUAUACAAUAGUGGUGAUGGGAAUCUUCAAGGGGCACGUAGCUGACCUUAGUUUGGGAACCACUGCUUAAGAUCAACCCACAAUAACAUGUCCCCACCAAAAUAUAAAAAGGGAAAAAGAAAUUUCAUUAAUCAUAAAUGUAUUUUUACUAAUGUGUUCGAAAACCUUUGAGUAGUGUUUUCCCCAUAAACCUGUUUUUGAUUAUUCUUUUGUUGUUUUUGUGAAGUAAUAAAAGACUUAUUUUGAAUAAUUA